Fusarium oxysporum Fo47 is the source of this 1092-nucleotide messenger RNA. Its product is annotated as GLEYA domain-containing protein. Gene Ontology annotation, biological process: cell adhesion. The record is from RefSeq and is a predicted model, not a curated record. The transcript has 2 exons. Lineage: Eukaryota; Fungi; Ascomycota; Sordariomycetes; Hypocreales; Nectriaceae. The coding region runs from base 1 to 1092 and encodes 363 amino acids.
AUGCCAGGUCAAACAGGUACCGUGGUGCUCUUCAAUUCGCAGCCAUAUUCGACCUUUACUUCAUACGGAGCCGUCUCGACCGCUGCCACAUACACCUCGCCUCCCCCUGCUCCUGGCCAGACAGGUAUUGUUAUGGUUUUAAUGCAACAACCAUAUACGACCAUCACUUCAUACGGAGGCGUGACGGCUGAAUCUACAACCACCAUAGAGCCAUCUAGUCCGGGCCAAACGGGCACUCCCUAUACGACGGUCACGAGCUGGGGGUCCUUCUCAACAUCUGGUACUACUACCUUAUCGCCAACUUCUCCUGGUGGCACUGCUACAGUGGUUAUGCAAAAGCCCCAACCAUACACCACUGUAACUACCUAUGCCACUGUCUCAAGCGUCAGCACAUCUACUGGGACUCCGGCUUCCGCUGGGCAGACUGCUACCGUGGUGGUCGUCGCUCCCGCAGUUGGUACAAAGGUUGCAGAUCAAACAUGUAACAACGCUGGUCUGGAAUACGCUAUCUAUACCAACCCGUACACCAACGGUGAUCCGCCUAAAUAUUCCGCCCUCGACGUAUCACAUUUCGCAACAACUGCACCGACUUAUAAUGGUGUCACGCGGUCGAUUGGUAUUACAGAACCAGGAGGUGUAAAAGCAGGAAACUCAGGCCCUGCCCAGGUUAUUUACCCUGGCUCACCAAGCCAGACAUGGCAGUAUAAAGCUGUCAACCAUCGGGCAUUCUUAUAUGCGCCUAUCAAUGGUACUUACUCUGUUGUUGUCCCAUACUCGGAUGAGGUAACACUGGUCUGGUUUGGUAACAAAGCUUUGUCAACAUGGACACGUGCCAAUGCAGAUCUCCAGCAAAACUACUCAUCAGGGCCUUCCAGCUCUAUGACUUUCAAGAUCCAGCUGACAGCGGGUACUUACACGCCGUUCCGGGUUUUCUGGGCUAAUGCCCAGGGAGACUAUUCUAUGAUAAUUACUGUUACAGCUCCGGACGGUACUGUCAUAGUUGAUGGCUCUGGGUCAUCAAGCCAAUACUUUGUUAGAUUUGCUUGUGAUUCUAGUACACCUUCUUAUCCUGCAUUUGGAAGUGGCGGUUAA